Molecule: messenger RNA, 1071 nt
Organism: Paramecium tetraurelia
Lineage: Eukaryota; Ciliophora; Oligohymenophorea; Peniculida; Parameciidae
Exons: 4
Source: RefSeq, a predicted model, not a curated record
AUGAGUUUUAAAUAUUGCAUAAAAGAAUGUCACGAAAACUAACCAGUAGCCUUUGUUAUUAGAGAAAAUAAUCAAUGGGUUCUAUGCUGCGCAAUGUGUUAAUUUGAAUCGGAUCUACCAAAAUAAUCAUUUACAGCUUUGAAGGAUCUAGAAAAAAUCAACAAAGAAAUUCGAGAAAAGUUAGAUUCAUCAGAAAUUGUCCAACACCUUUAUGGUGCUUUAUUCAACCUAAAACAAUGGCAAACAAAUUUUGAGAAGCUUUUAUUUGACCUGAAAUCUUAAAUUUAAUUAAAAGUAGACCAUUUCUCUUCUUUGAUUGAAACACUUAAUUAAAAGAUCGAAUACUUUAUUUUCAACAACGAAAAACUUCAAGAAGUUCUUAAUUUUAGAGAAUAACUAAAGGUCGACUUGGAAAAUUGUGAAAGUGAUAUAUAAAAUCUUUAAAUGAAUUUGGAAAAUGCCUUCCUAAUCUUAACAUUAGGCUCAUCUACCCAGCAAACAGAAAAAGAAACAAAAGUUCCCUCAAUCAUAGAUGGAUAAACAGAUAAACCGGAAAAAUCUAAUUCAAAUUCUAUUAUAUCAGAAUAGAAGCCUUAGAGCAAUAUAUCAUAAUAAAUUGAGAUUGAAAAGCCUGUAGAUUUACCUAAUCCUAAGACCAUGUCUGUUUUAAAAGUUGAAGAACUUAAGUAAUAAGGGAGGAUUCAAUUGGAUUAAAAUACUUACUACGAAGGAGAAGUAUACAAGGGGAUGAUGCACGGCAAAGGAAAAUUGGUUUAAAGUACUCCAACCUAUGAAUGCAUUUAUGAAGGAGAAUUUUUUGAAAAUAAAAAACAUGGGGCUAUCACAGAAACAUAAAUCGAAAUAGAAGACUAAGACAUAAAUCAGUCUUUUUUUAAAAGUCUAAAUUUAAUAAAGCCCACAAAUUAAAGGAAGUUAAAAUUAAUAGGAAUCUAUAAAGAUGAUAAGAAAAUAGAAGUAUUUACAAAAAUUACUUAUCUUAAUGAUGUCAUCGAGUCAUAAAGAUAUUAAUAUUAUGAUAACGGUACUUUGACUGGGGAAUUUUCAGACUGA